Branchiostoma belcheri (Belcher's lancelet) is the source of this 1338-nucleotide messenger RNA. RefSeq names its product caspase-8-like. Lineage: Eukaryota; Metazoa; Chordata; Leptocardii; Amphioxiformes; Branchiostomatidae. Gene Ontology annotation, cellular component: cytoplasm. The transcript has 3 exons. Gene Ontology annotation, biological process: proteolysis; apoptotic process. The record is from RefSeq and is a predicted model, not a curated record. Bases 1 to 774 code for a protein of 257 amino acids.
AUGCUAGUAUUGAUUUCAGACGACGGAGCAAACCGUGAUGACUCAGAUGAAGGAAGGGUUGCAGACUACAUACUGGGGACAGGUGCCACGGGGACCUGCAUACGAGAUGUGUCACGAGCCCAGGGGACUGGCCCUCAUUUACAACAACAUCAACUUCAGAAAAAUCACACACCCAGGACGGGUGCAGAGAAAGAUACAGAGCGACUGAGGGGGUUGUUUGAGGGGUUGAAGUUCGACGUGCGCUGCUACAAGAACAUGACCUACCAGGACAUGAUGACAACCUUAGAGCAGGCUGGAGAAGAGGACCACUCGAAUUUCGACUGUUUCGUCUGUUGUGUCAUGUCUCACGGCGCGCAGGGGAAAGUCUUUUCCUCAGACGAAUAUCCCAUUGAAAUUUCCCUGCUCCUAAAGCCGUUCAAUGCCAAAGAAUGCCCCUCCCUCGUCGGAAAACCUAAGCUGUUUUUCAUCCAGGCUUGUCAGGGAGUGCAUGUUCAAGAGCGCGUGCCAGUAGACUGCGCGUUCGACGCGAAUGCAGUGUUGCACGUGAGCCAGGAGGCCGACUUCUUCGUGGGCCUGCCCACGGUGCCCGGCUGCGUAGCUCGGCGCGAUGACGACGGGGCUCCCUAUAUCUACCAUCUCACUAACGUGUUCAAAGAGUUCGGGGACACCUACGACCUGUUGACUAUGAUGACGAUGGUGGCAAACAAAAUGGAUCAAAGGGGAGUGUCGUCCAACCAUUCCACUCUCAGAAAGAGUGUUUACUUCAAUCCGUAGAAGACAUCCUAAACGACACUACAAUGACAAGAAAAUGUUCAACAAAAGUUAAGCAUGAAAGAACCUUGCCAUGCGCCGUGAGACAUGACAUCGACAAGACGGCAUGGACGGUACUAGCUUAUUAUUGUAUACAACAUUUCAAUGUCUGCUUGAAGCAACGACAGACUAUGUAACAAAUACUUGCUGGUGUUCUGUUUUCAUGGUUUGCUUCUCUGAAGGUGGUAUUACAUGUACAACAUUUUAGGGUAUGCCAUUGUUUUUAAUGUUAAUCAUACGUAUAUGACAGUAUCAUUGUACAGCAUGUCCAUAUUUGUGUAAGCCAUGUACAGAAGAAAUUUGAUGUAGGCCAUUUGUAAGCCAUUGUUUUAUUUGUGUAAGUAUAUUUCUUGUUGUAUUCAUGUCAAUUUGAGCAUUGUAUAAACGCAAAGUGGUAAGUUAUUUCUUUGGAAAGAAUAUAAUUUGGGAAGUAUCUGUAUUUUCAUAGAUUGGGUUGUCACUGUUUAAUGCGAUCAGUACAUGCCUCAUUUCAUAGGUGUAUUCUUUAAUAAACAUGUUUCUACUGCG